Messenger RNA from Stylonychia lemnae, 528 nucleotides. The record is from the annotation of a GenBank genome assembly. NCBI's taxonomy places the organism in Eukaryota, Ciliophora, Spirotrichea, Sporadotrichida, Oxytrichidae.
AUGAAUAUAAUGAACUUGGACUACGAGUCGCGCAGUUUGGACAUCUGUCAGUUUUGCGGCUUGAAGUACAACGUGGGCGAGCGCAUUCCUCGUAUUUUAGUUCAUUGUGGCCACACUUUAUGCACCAACUGCAUUUAGCAACUCCACCACAAGAACCGCGUAAGGUGCCCUAUCUGCCGCAAGCUCAUCAAGCAGCUAGAAAGCGCUGAGAGACUUCCAUUGAAUAUCAACAUUCUUUACGAGGUAGUUGAGAAGGACCCUAUUCUAUCUAAGACUAAUUUUGAAUUUGAGGAGGAAGACGAGGAUACACUCCAGGAAAAGCUAUGUGAGAACCACAGCGACCGCGUGAAGCAUUUCUACUGCUCUAACCACCUGACUGUUUUCUGUAGGGAAUGCAUAAAGCAAUUUCACUCUGAUGAUGAAUGCUUCGUAGUAGACCUUUAUGAAAUUCAGAGGAUGAGGUAACUUCAAAAGUAGAAUAUCCAGAAGAACCAGGAGCAGGCGCGUAAACGCAAUAAAUAAUAAUGA